Molecule: messenger RNA, 6871 nt
Organism: Leptinotarsa decemlineata (Colorado potato beetle)
Lineage: Eukaryota; Metazoa; Arthropoda; Insecta; Coleoptera; Chrysomelidae
Gene: DNApol-epsilon255
Product: DNA polymerase epsilon catalytic subunit 1
Biological process (GO): DNA replication proofreading; DNA replication; mitotic cell cycle
Cellular component (GO): epsilon DNA polymerase complex; nucleus
Molecular function (GO): single-stranded DNA 3'-5' DNA exonuclease activity; DNA-directed DNA polymerase activity; DNA binding
Source: RefSeq, a predicted model, not a curated record
UUCAAAGGAAAGUAGAGGUUAUGUAUGGUUAUAUUCCCAGUUUAUUGUUUAUGGCUAUAAUUGAUUUUAUAACUUUUGAAAAAUAAUAUUCAAGUGUCUUGUAUAACGUGCUCAAAAAUGGUGUUUCAAAAUACGGGUAAAUAUAGAGCCGAAAAAGCUGAAAAGUCUGAAACAACUACUGGCGAUUUUUCUGUUAAUAGAGAGGAAAGUUCCGAAUUUCGAUUGAGACAGGUUAUCGAAAAUGAAAAUAUAGACCUCAAAUAUGGUUUUGAACGCCUCAAGGACCAUCAAGAACGGACUGGCUUUCUCUUGAACAUGCAUUCGACUGAAAUAGUUGACGAAGACAAAAAAUUGUGUUCUGCUGUGGAUUAUUACUUUAUGGAAGAAGAUGGAACACGGUUCAAAAUUGCUUAUCCAUUCAUGCCUUAUUUUUAUGUUCUAACCAAGAGAGAGUUGUUGCAAGAAGUAAUGCAGUUUUUGUCAAAAAAAUAUGCUGGCACAAUAGCGGAAAUGGAGAUAAUUACAAAAGAAGACUUAGAUUUACCAAAUCACUUGAUUGGUUUGAAACAGAAAUAUAUAAAGCUAUCCUUUUUCAACCAAACAGAUAUGAUAAAAGUCCGCAAGGAAAUACUGAAAGUUGUUAGAAAAAAUAGGCUGAAACAGAACGACAAUGCUUAUUAUACAGAAAUGUUAACGAGUACCUUGGGCAACAAUACGAAUGAAGUCAGUCAUUUUAAUAAAGGAAAUACAGAUCAGAUGGAAAAUAUUAUGGACAUCAGAGAAUAUGAUGUGCCUUAUCAUGUAAGAGUAUCAAUAGAUCUCAGAUUAUUUUGUGGGUCUUGGUACACAGUAAAGUGCAGAGGAAGGGAUGAUCCACCAACAAUUUCACUGAGGAGUGAUAUUAUUGAGCGUCCUGAACCUAUUGUACUAGCUUUCGAUAUUGAAACUACAAAAUUACCGUUGAAGUUCCCAGAUUCAGCUACUGACCAAAUUAUGAUGAUUUCCUAUAUGAUUGAUGGUCAAGGUUACCUGAUUACAAAUCGAGAAAUUAUAUCUGCCGAUAUAGAAGAUUUCGAAUUCACUCCAAAACCUGAAUUCGAAGGUAAAUUUACAAUAUUCAAUGAGCCUAAUGAAAGGUUCUUGAUACAAAAAUUUUUUUCCCACAUUUUGGAAAUUCGUCCUCAUGUUUUUGUUACUUAUAAUGGAGACUUCUUUGAUUGGCCUUUCAUUGAAGCACGAGCUGCCUGUUAUGAUUUGGAUAUGAAACAGGAAAUUGGGUUUUUCAAAAAUAGAGAGGGUGUUUAUUAUUGUAGGCCGGCGAUGCAUAUGGACUGUCUCUGCUGGGUGAAGAGAGACUCGUAUUUACCUGUUGGAUCACAGAAUUUGAAAGCUGUAGCAAAAGCUAAGUUGAGAUACGAUCCGGUUGAGUUAGAUCCCGAAGAGAUGUGUCCUUUAGCAGCAUCGAAUCCUCAAGUAUUAUCAAAUUAUUCGGUAUCAGAUGCAGUAGCUACAUACUACUUGUAUAUGCAAUAUGUGCAUCCCUUUAUAUUUGCCCUAUGUACUAUAAUUCCUUGCGAGCCUGAUGAAGUUUUACGUAAAGGGUCAGGUACAUUAUGCGAAUCCCUCCUUAUGGUGGAAGCCUUCCAUGGUAACAUAAUUUUCCCAAAUAAGGAAGAAACAGAACUGAAUAAAUUGACUCAUGAUGGACAUGUUCUUGUUCAGGAAACUUAUGUUGGGGGGCAUGUGGAGGCUUUAGAAUCUGGAGUAUUCAGAGCUGAUAUUCCUUGUCGGUUUAGGAUAGUUCCCGAUGCAAUUGAUAGUCUCAUUAAUCAGAUUUUGAAAACGUUGGAACAUGCAAUUGUUGUGGAGGAGGGGAUUCCAAUGGAGUGUGUCACAAAUUUGGAAGAAGUGGCCGAGGAAAUCAAAGCCAAACUGACAGCUCUCAAGGAACAACCUAUGAGAUUGGAAAGGCCCUUGAUAUAUCAUUUGGACGUAGGCGCCAUGUAUCCUAAUAUAAUCCUAACCAAUAGGUUACAACCCUGUGCCAUGGUCGACGAAACUAUGUGCGCAGCUUGUGAUUAUAAUAAACCUGGUGCCAUUUGUCAACGCAGUAUGGCAUGGAUGAUGAGAGAAGAAUAUAUGCCGGCAUCUCGAAAUGAAUACCACAGAAUUCAACAACAGCUUGAGACAGAAAAAUUUCCAUCACAGUAUCCGGGAGGAGCACCAAAGGCUUUCCAUGAAUUACAAAGACAGGAACAGGCAGAAUGGGAGAAGAAAAGACUGUCUGUGUAUUGCAGAAAAGUGUAUAAAAAAUUGAAGUGUACAAGAAUUGAAGAACAAAAAACAACUAUUUGUCAGAAAGAAAAUUCCUUUUAUGUGGAUACCGUAAGAGCUUUUAGAGACAGAAGGUAUGAAUAUAAAGGGUUAUCAAAAAAAGCCAAGCAAGCAGUUGUUGAUGCUGUCAAAGGAGGAGAUGCUUCUGAAAUUAAAUCAGCUAAAAACAGAGAGGUGCUGUACGACUCCUUACAGAUGGCACAUAAAUGCAUUCUGAAUUCGUUUUAUGGAUAUGUGAUGAGAAGAGGGGCUCGUUGGCACAGUAUGGAAAUGGCAGGUAUAGUUUGUUUUACAGGAGCAAAUAUUAUAAUGAAAGCUCGUGAGAUAAUCGAGCAGGUUGGACGACCCCUUGAAUUAGACACUGACGGUAUUUGGUGUAUUCUCCCAGCAUCGUUUCCGGAAAAUUUCACUAUACUUACCACUCACGAGAAGAAGAAAAAAUUCAAUAUUUCCUAUCCUAACACUGUCCUAAAUGCCAUGGUCAAAGAACAUUUCACUAAUGAUCAGUACCACGAGUUAAUUGAUCCCAUCAAAUUGGAAUACCAAGUGAAGAGUGAGAAUUCCAUUUUUUUCGAGGUUGACGGUCCAUACAAAGCAAUGGUUCUGCCUGCAAGCAAAGAGGAGGGCAAGAAACUGAAAAAGAGAUAUGCUGUUUUCAAUUUUGAUGGUUCACUGGCUGAAUUAAAAGGGUUCGAAGUUAAGAGACGUGGGGAGCUGCAGCUCAUAAAGAAUUUUCAAUCCUCGGUGUUCGAAGCCUUUUUAAAAGGUGAUACUUUGGAAACUUGCUACGCAGCUGUGGCUCAAGUUGCAGACUAUUGGUUGGAUGUAUUAUAUUCGCAUGGUCGAAACAUGCCUGAUUCUGAACUUUUUGACCUCAUCUCUGAGAAUCGAUCCAUGUCUAAGAAACUAGAAGAAUAUGGAGCUCAAAAAAGUACAUCCAUCAGUACAGCCAAGCGCUUAGCAGAAUUUCUUGGUGACCAGAUGGUGAAGGAUGCUGGAUUGGCUUGUAAAUAUGUCAUUUCAAAAAAACCAGAUGGCGCCCCUGUCACUGAAAGAGCUAUUCCAUUGGCUAUUUUCCAAGCAGAGGAAGCAAUUCAGAAACACUAUCUGAGAAAAUGGUUGAAAAACUCUUCUCUGAAUGAGGUCGAUAUUCGUGAUAUUUUAGAUUGGAGCUACUAUAUAGAACGUUUGGGAGGAGCUAUACAAAAGAUCAUUACCAUACCUGCCGCUAUGCAGGGGGUACCGAAUCCUGUUCCUAGAGUUAGACAUCCAGACUGGUUACAUAAAAAAAUUUUAGAAAAGAGUGACACUUUCAAGCAAAGAAGAAUUAGCGACAUGUUCUCUGUUCUUCAAAAAAAACCUAAAUUAUCUGAGAAUAAUUCGGAUGUAGUCGAUGGCAAUCCAGAUAACCUUGACUCAUCCAGUAAUAUUGGUGAUAUUGAAGAUGUUGCAAGUACUAAAGAUAUGUUCAAGACCCCUGUUGCUGUUGUCACCAAAAGAAAGAGGGGUUCUGACAAGGAGAAUGAAUUCUCUGAAGAAGACCUGAAUAAAACUUGGAGGGAAGUGCUUGGGAAACCACCUUCUUUUGGCAGCACACAUGAAGAAACUUUGAUUUGGAUUGAUUUUCAUAAAAGAAAAUGGCGGUUUCAAGCACUGCAAAAACUUUGUGUCAACAAAAGUAAGAAGAAAAAGUCAAAUAAUGACACUACCAUAUUGCGAUCUGCAGCUCCCGGAACACUUGGUGGCUUCAUUCAAAGAGCACAGAGAACUCUGUUGACAACUCCUUGGCAGGUGAUUCAGAUUGCACCCACGAAUACUCCUGGAGAGUUUAGACUAUGGGCACUAGUUAUGUCUGAAUUACAUUUGAUUAAACUGAUUGUUCCAAGAAUAUUUUAUGCAAAUUUACGCACCCCGAAAGUGGCAGAAGAAGGGGCACUUUUCAAAAAAUGUAAUAGAAUGUUACCUAGAUCCAGGCCAGUCCAUAAUUUAUACCUGUAUUCUGUGCCCGAAGAAGUAUUUCAAGAGCAUGGAAAGAAGGUUUUUCUUGAUCAGACCGAUCCUAAUGUAGAGGGAGUUUAUGAAACUCAAGUCACUCCAAUGUUCAGAGCUUUGCUUCAAAUCGGUUGUGUUUGUAAGGUACUACCCGGGGCUUCAAAUUCUGAAAAUUUUGAUCUUCAACAAUUAGAUAUGGUCAGUGUAGCUCGUCAGCCCUAUUUAGGAAAAGAUUCAAUCCGUCAUUUAUAUUUCUACCACCAUAAACAUAUGAUCAAACCCCAACAUAUGUUUGCAUUAUUCCUAACCCCAGUUAAAAAGGCUGUAAUUUUAGUUGUGGACACUGUUAAGACAAACUUGAUGCCCAAUAUGAUGAAUUUAUAUCAAGCAGAAAGAUUGGCAAAAUUAGAAAAAAAUCCUGAUGAUGAACUUCUACCACCUGAAGAAAUAUCCAUUGAAGUUCGAAUAGAAUCUAAUCUAACUCAAGUUUAUAAAAUAUUACAAAAAACUUUACAAGCAUAUAAAGACGAGAAAAAAGGACCUACAUUAUUGGGUGUCCAGUCUGCCAUGGAAAUGCAUGACUUGCAAAAUAAUAUUCCACCCUUUGCCGAUUUUCCUCAAGUGCAAAUUCAUGUUCAGGAUAUUGACGAUUUAUACAAUGCAUUAGACUGGCAAAAAAUUGGUGCUCGAGCGAUUGUACGUCAUUAUUUGAACAGCGAGAGAGUACUGGAAUUGAUGGCAGAACAGUGUAGAUAUUUUCACUUACCCAUUGGAAAUAUGCCUUCUGAUCCUGCCGUCUUUGGAUCUGAUUUGUUUUUUGCCCGGCAUCUCAUCAAGCAUAAUCAUGUUCUCUGGUGCUCAUCAACUGAUAGACCCGAUCUAGGAGGAAGUCAAGAAAAUGAUGCAAGGCUUCUAGCAGAGAAUCAGGAGGCCUCAUCUGAAGUUUGCAAUGAGCCAGGCUGGUAUUCCAUGGUUUGUGUUGAACUAGACAUUGACAGCUUGGCCAUCAACACUCUUCUCCAAUCUCAUCAUGUUACAGACAUAGAAGGGAUGUCUAAUAUCACAGCAUUUGAUGCAUCAGCAGUUACAUCUGUAGAUGACAUGAUAUCUGGAAACCAAGCAAUAACCACUUACGACGAAUCAGCUAGAUGCGCGGAGGCCUUCAAAAUUUUAAGAACUAUGGCAGCUUCUUGGAUGAGAGAUAUAUCGUUGUAUCGAAACGUGUUCGCUGAUUUUCAGGUUAUUCACUUUUACAGAUGGCUGCGCUCGCCAAAAUCUCUUUUGUAUGAUCCAGCUUUAUUGAGGACUCUACAAAAUUUGAUGAAAAAACUGUUUUUGCAACUCGUAGCAGAAUUCAAAAGACUUGGCUGUAUGAUAAUUUAUGCAAAUUUCAAUAAAAUUGUUAUUUGUUCUAAACGAAAGAAAGUGGAAGAUGCAUUAGGCAAUGUUGAAUUUGUUGUUACUUCAAUACGCAACAAAGAACUAUUUCAUUCUUUGGAAAUUACAUUCAGUCAGUGUUGGGAGCAUCUAGUGUGGUUGGAUUUGGCAAACUUUGGAGGAAUUAAAGGAAAGGCACCAGAAGGCACACAAAGCGAAUCUCAAGAGGAAGAUUCUCAAAACGAAGAUGAAGGGGAUGAGGAUGAGAAUAAUGAGCCACAAGUUGUGAUGAAUUGGAAUAUAGCUGAACUUCUUCCAGAACAAGCGAGAUGUAGAGAUAGUUUCAAUGCUGUAAUAGCUGGUUACAUCAAUGCUAUUUAUGUCCGACUGAAACAAAACGAGAAUACCACCAUAUCACCUGCAGUACUAAGUCAGCCAUCGUUUGGUAUUGCUCAGUAUGAGGAUGUUAUUGACUUUGCCAAAAACUUAUUGGCCGGAGAGCUAAGUCAAACUUUAUUCCAGUUGACUGAAAAAAUAAACAGUCGUCUACAGCCACUUCCUGAUGGAACCAGUGCUGCACUUGAAUUUGUAAAGGCUAUAUGCCAUAUAUUGAGUUUAGACUCAGCUGUGAAAGAUGCAGUAGAUGAAUUGAAAAGUAAUUUACUUCGGCUUAUUGGUGUUGGUGAAUUUUCAGGAAAGGCAGUAUGGAAAGAUCCUACUGUCUCUUACAUUAUACCUCAGAUCAUCUGUAAAGCCUGCAACCAUUGUCGUGAUAUUGAUUUGGGCCGAGAUCAGCAUCGAUCAGAUUCUGCAUGGCUUUGUCCAUUGUGCAAGACAGCAUAUGACAGUUCUGAAAUUGAAUGCACCCUUCUGAGUAUCGUAAACGGCAAAUUUCUGGCUUACAAUUUACAGGAUUUACAAUGCAAGAAAUGUUCACAGAUCAAACUUGAGAAUCUGAUGAAACAUUGUCAGUGCUCGUCGGAUUUCAAAUGUCUGCUUUCAAGAACUGACUUGAUAAAACUUCUCCAGACAUUCUUGUCCUUGGCAAGGAGAUUUGAUAUGCCAGCUUUAAGUGAAACAGUUGAACAGACUCUGAAAUUAGUGUAGUAAAUGGUGUUAAUUUUUACCUUUUUAUUUAUUGAAGUGUUUUAUUAAACAGUUUUAUAGA